Molecule: messenger RNA, 613 nt
Organism: Priapulus caudatus
Lineage: Eukaryota; Metazoa; Priapulida; Priapulimorpha; Priapulimorphida; Priapulidae
Product: dynein heavy chain 3, axonemal-like
Exons: 5
Coding region: 139-510 (123 amino acids)
Source: RefSeq, a predicted model, not a curated record
GCAAUUAUUGUUGCUUUGGUUUCUAAUUAAUUUCCAUGUAUAAUAUAUUUGUUUAAUGACUGCUUAAUACUUACGUCAGCUGGUGACUACAAGCAAAAGAAAGCUCUCUCGCCAAUAAGACCAGCUAAGAAGAAGAGGAUGGAUAGUAAUAAUAGGGACUGGCAGGCUUGUAGUGCUAGCCGGCCUGCUUCUCCCUUAGAGCAGAUAGAGAUAAUGGAACAUCAUGAGCUGCAGGAGUCUAGGAGUGAGCAGGAGCCAAGCAGCAGUGACCUUGAGAAGUACAAAUUUUACAUUGAAAAUGGCAUCAAGGGAGCGAUGUUAGCUGUACCGCCUAGCGAUCAAAUGAAGAAUGUGGAGCGAAGAAUUUGUGUGGCUCGGGGUAUGGGAGCGAAGCAUAAGAAGAAACUACUCGAAGAGUUGAAUACUGAAGUGGAAAACAACUACAGAUUCAGUCUUCAGCAAGCCAUCGUGGAUUACAUAUUGAAAGAUCCACACGAAAGGGGCUUGUAAGGUCACCGGUACCAUAGCGUGACUCAUUCAGCAAUGCUAAGCAAUGUCUGAGUCAGCACCUGUUCAUUACGAAUCCUGUGAUGCAGAGACUGCACAAUCUCUA